AUGCCCGUGACAGCAAGAAGACCCAGAGGUCGUGGCACGCAGGGCCCCGCGCAGCAGAACCCGCUGCUGAUCGCUACUGCUGCGGAUGAAUGCAGGAUGCCCGGCUCAACUGGGUCGGUCAGUCUCCAUGUCGCCCCCCUGCCUUUCUCUCUUACUCUCCCUCCAUCGCUCCAUCUCUCCGGCAAUACUACUCUGCUCUGCGAUACAGAGCAGGUACAUUAG
Purpureocillium lilacinum is the source of this 222-nucleotide messenger RNA. NCBI's taxonomy places the organism in Eukaryota, Fungi, Ascomycota, Sordariomycetes, Hypocreales, Ophiocordycipitaceae. The record is from RefSeq and is a predicted model, not a curated record.